AUGGAUGAUUUGGCAAGUUCAUACUACACUGCUCUUUGUUCUCUGAGUGAGUACAGUGAUGCUUCAGAGGACAGAACACAAUCGCUCCCUACAGAGCAUCCUACUGAAGGUGGCUCAUUUGAGGUCUUGGAUUGUGCUACCUCUAUGGAAGGCAUAACAAGAUCGUUUAUCAAAGCCACCACGCUACCACAGGACUACAAAACACAAGAGAAAAGUAUAGAAGUGCUGCCUGAGGUGUCCCAAUGUGAGUCAAAACCUCUGCUGACAGGUACAAAUGUAGAUUUGUAUUCUGUAAAUACAGCCUUUGGAAACCCCAUACAAAAUCAGGAUACUUCAGGAGUCAUCGAGACUGUUUUUCACACUAACAUUAGAAGCGCUGAGGAGCACAGCUCUCCAGAACCCAGAUCAACUUUAAACACUAUUUUGAUAACGCCUGAGAGAAAUCAAUACGGCAAAGGAAGGGAACAGGAGCAUGGUGACACAGAGCCAAAAGAGUACCAUGCGACACAAAAGCAAAGACCCAGAGAAGGUCUGAGUGCACCUGGGGCUGAAUGCAGGCUUGAAAGAGAGGGACAUGUUCUGGGUCAUGUGGGAAAUGAGGGGCAGGGGGAGGGUAGAGAGGUGAGUUGCAGAAAGGAGCAGGCUGAGCUGUCAGUCAGGUCUAGAAAUAGAAAAGCGUCUGCAAACUGCAUCUCAACACUCACAGCCAGCAAGCUGGAGUCAAGAAUCCCGCCACACUGUUAUUCAGAGUGUAUCCCCGCAACCAGGCACCAACACCAGCUACAGAGUCUCGCAGAUACCCGGAGUCUGGAAAAGCAGAGCCGGCAAGGCGUCUGGCAGUCCAGACCACUCUCCCGCACGCUGUGUAGCAGCUCCUGGCAACCCUGUCACUCUACAGACAAUACCAGAGGAUCAACCAGCAUGGGAACAAAGCUUGCUGAGGCCAGUUGUAAGGUUGUUAACCUUGCCCAGAUGCAUUCAAAGACUCAAAACACAUCUGUUUGCUCAGAGUCCAGCAGCUUUGAGUGUGUUGAUGUGGCGUUGGAAACUACAGAUGAAGUAAAGCGAGGCUUAAAGACCGUUCCCAAAAGACAAAUCCAGCUGAAGAGACGGGACACAGCAGAGUCGCACGUCAGAGAGAACAACAAUCAACCCCUUCAGUUUCCAAACACAACUGUGCGUGCUCGAGACAUAUUUCAGCGUCAGCAUAGCACCCCGGCAGCAUUUAACCAGGAGUCCCACAUGGCGGAUCAAAAGUCAGUACAGGCAGAACGAAAGAAAAAGCUUCAGAAGUCAUUUUCCCUGGAUGAAACGUCCAGCAAAACACAAAUGGCUUCCUGCAUCAUAACGAGUGUCCUAUCAAAAAAGAUGCAACAUGAAGAAAGUCUUCGCACCUUGGAUGUGUCUGAUAAAGCUUUUGCAUCCACCAAAGUGAACAAUAGGACUACUACGACUGAUGAAUGCCUGUAUUUGUCUGGCAAGGAUGUAUAUAAUGAACCUACCAAACUAACUCAAAGUGCUACACUUACGUGGGAGGCCCAAACAGAGUGCAGCUCUGUUCAAAAGCAUUGCAGUGUUAAUUCUAAAACACAACCUAAACUGAUAAGCAAACAUGGGUUAAAUUCUCUUUUAAGUGGAACUGGCAGGUCUGAAGUUCAAGGUAGUGGUACUGAAAUAGACCCUUCAGAGAAUGAGAAAGCAGAGAAGCUAAGCCUAAGAGAGGAGGCGUUGCGACGGCCUAACCUGAGCCCUGGAGUGAAGCUAUCCUGUGACUCAGCAAAGAGUAGAGCGUGGAACUGGAGUGCAGCAUCAAAUGUAGCCCUCAGCACACCGGCCUCUGUGAAAACCACACCUGAAGAAUGCCAUACAGAGCAGCGAAUACAUAAACAACACAAUAUGACCCUAACCAAUGUGCUGGAAAAGCAGGAGCAACAGGCUGGCAGCAUGGAAAGUACACUCAGUCCUACAAAUAUCGCAUGCCUAAUCUCUGAUAUGGAGGCAAAUGCAGUGGAUAAUACAAUCCCCGAGUUGAUGAGGGUGGGGUUGGGAAGAAACAAGAGAGUGGCAGAGAGGACCUCAGGUCACCAGGACAGUUUGGAAGCCUAGGUAUGCAAGGCCA
This is a messenger RNA of Pimephales promelas (fathead minnow), 2119 nucleotides long. The record is from RefSeq and is a predicted model, not a curated record. Lineage: Eukaryota; Metazoa; Chordata; Actinopteri; Cypriniformes; Leuciscidae.